Molecule: messenger RNA, 1071 nt
Organism: Vitrella brassicaformis
Lineage: Eukaryota; Vitrellaceae
Source: the annotation of a GenBank genome assembly
UCCUCCAUCGAUCAUUCAUGCCACACCACAGCCUUGUACGAAGUCGUAACUAACGCACACUGACUGACUGCAGGCCACCUGCGGCCCUUCCUUCAACACAUGCAGCUUGCCAGCACGGCGGAAGCACAAGAUCCAUCAGUACACACAAACACAUGCAUCACCAUGCCAUCAUGUGGAUGGGCUUUCACCUUCAUGGUCUACGGCUGCUGGCCAUCGAGCACGACAGGCGCAAUAGGGCUGACCGCGCGACGAAUGUGAAAGGCCGUCAGGGGGAAUCGUUGGGCGAGGGGGCGUCAUGGGGGACACCCACUGCUGCAGCCUCGGUGGUGCGAAUAGUGACGCGCACUGGAUGCAGACAACAGCACAGCAGAUGAUCAAACGACACGACAGCAUGAGGAUGUGCUGUGAAUGUCAAGAUGCAUGUGUACCGUCCUGGUUGUCGCCUGGGGGGAUCUCGAAGCUAAUCCCUGCGAUGAAAGGGUCGGCACACGUCGUCAGCACAUGCAGCUACCCACAGGUCUCACUGGCCGCCUCCCAUGUCAACACGUGCGAGCAUCCGUUGAGAGGCGUGUGUGGCGAUUGGGUGAUGAUGAUGUCGAGGUGGCCACCCCACACACGCCUGACACACACAUCAAUUGCGCACCACAUAGCGAUUCGCCCUCUCAUUGCGUGUCGUCCAUCGACUCACCGGUCCACCACCACUGCUGGCGAGUCGGCGAAGCCGCCCACAGCCAACACCCGGUGAACCAGCAUCAGGUCCUUCAGCAGGUAGCUGGCCGAUGCGUGAACAGGCGCGUCGUCGAUGCCAACCGUCGCCCAGCCCACACCAGGCUGCCACCUAAUGCGGUGGCGGACUGGCGGGUCGUUCGGCUUGGCGUGGUGGAUGAAGGGGUGCUGCGAGAAGGGAUGGACGGGCCGGUUUGCGAGGGGGAGGGGCGAGUUGAUGGCGGCGGUGAAGUUGGGCUCGUUGCGGAUGAUCCGGAGCUCGUUGUUGUGGCGGAAUAGGAUGAGUGUACCGUCAUGCUGGCCAGUGGGGCGCCGGAGGACGACAUUGCGGCCGACGAGCAUUCA